AUGGAUCCUCUCAUCUCCUUUGGCGCACUGACCACUUGCUUUGAUGCGUACCUGGGCGACAAGACUGUGCCACUGGCUGGCUCGACCAAUCAGAUUCCACAGAAAGAGAAUGCCUUAUAUGGGCAAGCGGCAGACACACGUGACGCUGACAGUAUCGAAGGCACCGCCACGGGUGAGACAACCAGUGCUACAGACAAGUUUGAACUACGACCGAAUACACCCGACAUG
Messenger RNA from Sphaeroforma arctica JP610, 228 nucleotides. RefSeq lists its product as hypothetical. The annotation marks the transcript as partial. The transcript has a single exon. NCBI's taxonomy places the organism in Eukaryota, Ichthyosporea, Ichthyophonida. The record is from RefSeq and is a predicted model, not a curated record.